Drosophila serrata is the source of this 1185-nucleotide messenger RNA. RefSeq lists its product as uncharacterized. The record is from RefSeq and is a predicted model, not a curated record. NCBI's taxonomy places the organism in Eukaryota, Metazoa, Arthropoda, Insecta, Diptera, Drosophilidae.
GAUUCAGUGGUGUGAUCACCAGAUCUCGGCUUGGAAUCAGUCAAACAUUUUCCAGUUCCCAGGCAGCAUGUCGUUCUCUUUGAGUGUUUGCAUUUUUCUAGGAGUCUUUGCUUAUGUCCAGAGCAAUGUGCGCUUCCACUUCUCGCUGGAUUUCCAUGUAAAGCAGCCGGCCAAUUCGACUGAAACCAUUGACAAGACCAUCAUUGUGGAAGAUAAUAAGGUAUCCAUGGUGGAUAAUGAAGUGACUACAAAGUCUCCCAUUGGCCAGUGGACGGAUCAGGAGCAGUUCAAUGCGCUCACCCUGCAGAAGGUGAUCGAUACCAGGAGUUCGGUGCAGCAGCUUAACGCGGAGCUCUCGCCUCUGGCGGGCAGGAGCAACGAUCUGGCCAGGAGAGUUAAGCACAGUCUGCGCUAUGUCAACGAUGUGGACGCUAAUCUGGAGCAUCUGACCAGCUUUGGCCAGCUGGUGGAGCUGCUGAGGAAGUUUGUGACUCUGGUGGAUAGCUUAAGUGAACCUAGUGCCGCAGGUGGAAUCCGCAGCCUGGAGUAUGUCCUGCUAAAGUUAGCCCUAGAGAAGUACCAACUUCUCAGGCAGCGACAAGAGCUUGGGGAGCUCUUGGAGCGGGCGGAGAGUGCCUGGCAACGAUACCGAAGCACGCAGGUGGUCCUCAUGGAUAACUCCACCUGAGUCGGGUGUAUAUGUACAUAGAUUUAGAGAUACUUUGUUAAGAAUAGAUUUUAAAGGCAGGGAAAGGACAAAGGCCAGAAUCAUCGGGCGAAGCAAUCGCUGCACCAUCAUCUACCAGGGAAGAACGGCCCUUGAAGGGAAUAAAAGGCAUCGAAGGGACUUCCUGUCUAUUAUUCGGUUCCACUGUAAUACCCAGGAUUGCUACAGGUACCCUCCUAGGGAAGACAGGAGAGCGGGGCAUUGAGCUCAGGGGUUGACCUAAAUCUCCUUUGAAUCCAGAGUUCUCUAUGGAUGGAAAAUACGUUACACACGCAGGGAAUGCCUUUUUGCACUUAGAAAAACUUAAGUAUUUACUUUUCCGUAAUUAAUUUAAAUACUAAUUCUAAAAUGUAUAUAUUUUAAGGCUUAUUUUAUGGAUAUUCGGUUGAAAUUUAUAAGCAUUUUUAGCUUAAAAACAGUUUCAACGUAAAAUUAAAACCUACAACUUUCGAAAUUCA